AUGGCUGACGAAAUCCAGCAACACACGUUGCUUACCCUCAAGGAAAUACAGGGGCUUUAUGACAGGUUUCGCAAAUAUGCGCCCAACGGCCGUCUGCUUUUUUCACGGUUCUGCGACACCUUGGGAGUAUUGGGAAUGCUGGACGAUACGAUGAUAGCGGAGCGGAUGUUUAGGGCUUUUGAUCAGAACAAGGACAGAGAGCUAAGCUUUACUGAGUUUGCCACCGCUUUGGGCAUCAUGAUGCGCGGAACCGACGACCAGAAGCUGGACCUCUCAUUCCGAAUCCUCAACCCCACGUAUACGGGUACGGGUAAAUGCUUAGAGGAUUAUCGCCUGCAGUCCGUGAGCACUUCAGGUUCAGAUGAAACCAUUACAGCGUCUCCGCAUCGUCAGGCUGCCUCUGGCGGUCUUCCUCGGCUGGCCCAUAGAAGGCCUCCCGGCUCCGGAGUUGCAGUCGCUCGUGCCGGAGAUGAGGAGGAGUGCUGUGGAAUAUUGGGAACGGCCAGCGCCGACCCUAUUGUUGGGCAGGGGUCUCAGGCGAACUCUACAUCUAAGGCGAAGGACCACUCCAGCAGCGAGAGCUGCAAACCUGUCUCUGACCAGGGAUUGACACCGAAGCAGACCCUUCGCGUGCCUCGGGGCACGCAUUGGUUUGAACGGUGCCGAAGCGUUAUUUAUGCGGACAGUUUGGGGUUGAACGAGUUCCUCGAUUUGGUCAAGUGCCUGCAAGUUGCCCGCCGGGCCCUGCUGGGUGGGGACGGCAAUCUGGCCUCCGACGAGGAGAUCGCCAUGACGUUUUUGCCACUUGCAUCGGAAAUGCCAGACGGAUCGAGGCGGAUGAUGUUGAAAGAUUUCAAGAAGGCUGUGCACACGAGCCCGCGCUUCCUCUGCCUUCUGGGAGUCACCAACAAUAGCGUGCCCAGCCCUUCUUCUCAGUCCGGUGCGCCUACAUGCACUGCUCAGGAGCGGCACUAUGUACACGAUGAGCGCCUUUUCUCCCCACUAUGCGCUGAGCGGAACCAGCUUGCCUUCCUUGAAUAUUUUAAGGGGAAUUCAUGGUUGGAGGAGGACGAAUGUUUACCUGUUUUGAGUGUGUGCUGCUUCGACGGUUAUGCAGAGGCUUCCAUCACUACAAAAUCGGAGAAGAAGAACAGCCUCUUCUCCGCGGACUGCACGGGGGUUUCGUGCACAGUGGGGGGGCCUUCAGGUUCCCCAGAGGCUGGCGCUGCUGUGCGGGUGGAGCUUCUGCGUCGAGUGCGAGAGGCGGAGGCUCAGGCCGAGGUCCAUCAGAGGAAAUUGCAGCAGCAGCAACGGGAUCAGCUGAAGCAGCUGGCGGAGAGUCUCCGAGCUGUGGAGCGCGACGUAGAGGCGGUAAAAACUGCCCUUGCAACGAAAGCAGCAGACGCAUCCCCGAAGCCGUUGGGGGUAUACCGCCGAGAGGACGACUUGUUAUCGCCGCAGCCCCAUGAGGAACUUUACGGCAGGCUGUGCAGCAGCCCUGUGCGCAGUGACACCGACAAGCUUGGAUCUUCCCGCGAAUGUGGUGGCACGGGGGACUUCACGGCAAGUGAAUCGCCUCGGAAAUCUCAGGCGAAAGGCGGGGAACCCGUUCAAGAGGGGAAACAGCUCUUUGUGGAGACAGUAGGAGGGACGGAGCAGGCAGCAACAGCAGCAACAGCUGCUGCUGCGGCGGCAUUUGCUGCACUACAGCAAGCUGAGCAGCAACUUAAUCGCAUCCUCGAGGAGAGCAGCCUGGCGACAGUCGUGCCGAUGCACAUUGCAGAUCAGCUGCUGGUGGAGAUGAGCAGCAAGGAUAACUUCGACUCCGUGCAUCAGGAUUUUAUUAGGGGGGGGCCUUCUGCUAGUCAACGAGACAUGCCGAGUUGCAUGCGGAAGCCUGCACUCAUUCCCAAAUUGACGGAGUCAGUCAGUAGGCCGAGUUCAGAAGGGAUAAACGAUUCCGGGACAAACUGGGCCUCGGCUCAGCUGCUCGACGGGCCGCGGCGACACAAGGUUUCCUUUUUAGUUGGCGAAAACGAUAACUCGCCCGUCCCGGACAUAGCAAGUUGCGCGCAAGAAAAUGCUACUGCUCAGUCAGUGAGGGCUUCCAAUACAACUAUUUUUCCUUUGAGGGAUCCUGGGGUGGAUGAAGUCGACGAACUCAAGGUCACCACUCCGAGUGAAGUGGCAACCGGCGGCGUCGAAAGAUCGGGUGGAAAAGACACCAAGGGCUUUGUGGUUCAUUUUGGUCAUGAGUCGUGGAACAUGGUCAUUAACAUCAUGGUCGGCAUCCGACUAGCGGGCGCGCGAGCUAUGAGCGAACCCCACAGAGCUGUCGAGCCUUAUGACUUCCUGAUGAAAGAAAAGUUCUCGGUGCUACCCAAGACUGGCAUGGUGGACAGGUCACGGCGGAAGCCUUCGUUGUGCGCAGUCCGAUUUAUAGACUACGCUCCGAUGGUGUUCCGGCGUCUCCGCGCUAUUUUCGGCAUCGACUCGCUCGGCUACAUCCGAUCUGUCGGCCCAGAGCAGCUGCUUGGAAAUUUGAUUUUAGGGAAUUUGUCGUCACUUUCUGAACUGGUCUCGGAAGGCAAGAGUGGCUCUCUAUUUUAUUACACGACGGACGGGAGGUUUAUGAUAAAGACGGUGUCAAAGGAGACGGCUUUCUUCAUGCGGUCCAUCCUGUUUGACUACUACAAGCACGUGUCGACGUGCACCAACACGAUGCUCACCCGACUGUGUGGACUGCAUGCGCUUCGUCUCAAGGACAAAUCAGGGAAGAUUCUAGGCCACAAGCAGCCAUGGAGGCGCAAGACGUAUUUCAUGGUCAUGGAGAACUUCUUUCACACGCCAGUGGAAAUUCAUCGUCGCUAUGAUCUUAAGGGGUCCACUCAAGGCCGCUCGCUGCCACCUGAACUCCUUAGUGACCCUACAGUGGCGAGGAAAGACAAUGAUAUGACACGAGACAAAGAAAUG
Molecule: messenger RNA, 2973 nt
Organism: Eimeria acervulina
Lineage: Eukaryota; Apicomplexa; Conoidasida; Eucoccidiorida; Eimeriidae
Product: phosphatidylinositol-4-phosphate 5-kinase, putative
Exons: 14
Biological process (GO): phosphatidylinositol metabolic process
Molecular function (GO): calcium ion binding; phosphatidylinositol kinase activity
Source: RefSeq, a predicted model, not a curated record